AUGCGUGGUUUUAUUGUAUUGUGCUUCUCAGCUUUAGCUGUUGCUGCUCCCCAAGGAUACAACUAUCCCUUAAGUUCCAAUCAACAAUCAGGAUAUGGACAACAACAACAACUUUCUGUGAAUAACCAAUAUUUGGCUCCAAUCGGUGGAAAUCAUCAUCAGGAAUCUCACCUUAAUCACCAACAAUUCCGUCCACAGAUGGUCCUAGUGCCCCAACCUCAACAAGGUCUUGGUCUUCAAUCGCAAUCUUUUGGUUCAGUCCAGCAGCCAAUUGCUCCUAAACCAGAAGUUCGAGUCUCGAAGCGAUUCUUCAUUCACUCUGCUCCAGAAGAGGAAGAAGAAGACUACAAAGAAAAACAUUUGACAGUUGGAACACCUAGCAAGAACUACAAUGUUGUCUUCAUCAAGGCACCAGCUAAAUCAUCCAAGAAACAAUCCAUCAAGAUUACUCCAGCCGUCAAUGAAGAGAAGACUGUCAUUUAUGUGCUUAGCAAGAAGACUGACGCCUCUGAUAUUGAUGCACAAAUUCAAGAAUUGCCAACAACAACAACCAAACCUGAGGUCUACUUUAUUAAGUACAAGACUCCAGAGGAGGCAGCUCAUGCUCAAGAAAAAAUUCAAGCUGAAUAUGAUAACUUGGGUGGAACUAGCCAGGUGACUAAUGAAGGUAUUGCUCCAGUUACAUCGGUUAUUGGUGCCAUUGAAGAAAAACUUAAACAAGAACAACAACAAGAAGAACAACAUCAACUUGAACAGCAAUUGGCUUCGAUUACUCCAGUUGGAAGUAAUACAUUGCAGGAGAAUAAUUUCUCAUCAGGACAAGGAGCAUCAGUGUCCAUAAGCAAUUCAGUUAACACAAAUAAUGGAUACUUGCCACCAAACUAUUACUAUUAA
Messenger RNA from Episyrphus balteatus (marmalade hoverfly), 894 nucleotides. RefSeq lists its product as uncharacterized. Bases 1 to 894 code for a protein of 297 amino acids. Lineage: Eukaryota; Metazoa; Arthropoda; Insecta; Diptera; Syrphidae. The transcript is spliced from 3 exons. The record is from RefSeq and is a predicted model, not a curated record.